Molecule: messenger RNA, 3275 nt
Organism: Gambusia affinis (western mosquitofish)
Lineage: Eukaryota; Metazoa; Chordata; Actinopteri; Cyprinodontiformes; Poeciliidae
Gene: afg3l2
Product: AFG3-like AAA ATPase 2
Exons: 17
Coding region: 119-2497 (792 amino acids)
Biological process (GO): protein-containing complex assembly; mitochondrial protein processing
Cellular component (GO): m-AAA complex; membrane
Molecular function (GO): ATP binding; metalloendopeptidase activity; ATP hydrolysis activity
Source: RefSeq, a predicted model, not a curated record
UUACCAAAUUCUAAUCGAAGAAGAAGGCGUGGAGGAAAUAUGUCGGCGCCUCUGGAUGAUUACGGAACGUUUGUUUUGAACCCACUCCGUGUUUAGAACCCCGUCCAGCCUCAGUGUCAUGGCCCACCGGUACCUGCGGCUGCCUGCGGGCUGCAGGAGCCUGGUCCGGCUGCUGCUUCGGCCCUGCGGAGCUUCCGCCAGAACGGUGUCUCCAGCCAGUUCUGGUCGGGUGCGGAAUGGACUCGUCCCGCUGAGCGAGCUGUUGGGAGCCUCUAGGAUCCUGAGCUCCAAACCACCCAAAGGUUUUGAGAAAUAUUUCCCAGAGAGUCAGAACCGGGCCAGAACCUCUGAACCCGAAGCUAAAGGUAAAGAAGACACAGAGUCCAAACCUGCCCAGAAACCGUCCGGGAAGCCUGGAGGAGGGAAACGAGGCGGCCGCAAGGAGGAGAACCACUGGUACAGCCGCCUGCAGAAGGGUGACGUUCCUUGGGAUGAUAAGGAGUUCCGCUUGUACCUGCUGACCGGCGUGGCGUUCUGGACCGCCAUCACCUACUACUUCUUCCUGCGGGACGGAGGUCGUGAGGUCACCUGGAAGGACUUUGUCAACAACUACCUGUCCAAAGGAGCGGUGGAGCGGCUGGAGGUGGUCAACAAACGCUACGUCAGGGUGGCGUUCUCUCCGGGGAAGACCCCACUGGACGGGCAGUACGUCUGGUUCAACAUUGGCAGCGUGGACACCUUUGAGAGAAACUUGGAGACGGCCCAGAGCGAGCUGGGCAUUGAGAGCGAGAACCGCCUGCCGGUGGUAUACUCCACCGAGAGCGACGGGUCGUUCCUCCUCAGCAUGCUGCCCACAGCGCUCAUCAUUGGCUUUCUACUCUUCAUGCUGCGACGUGGGCCGGCGGGCGGUGGCCGGCCGGGCCGUGGUAUGGGGGGUUUGUUCAGCGUUAGCGAGACCACCGCAAAGAUCCUGAAGGACGAGAUCGACGUCAAGUUCAAAGACGUGGCGGGAUGCGAAGAGGCCAAGCUGGAGAUCAUGGAGUUUGUCAACUUCCUGAAGAACCCCAAACAGUACCAGGACCUGGGGGCCAAGAUACCCAAGGGCGCCAUUUUGACCGGACCCCCAGGAACCGGAAAAACACUGCUGGCCAAGGCGACAGCAGGCGAGGCCAACGUUCCCUUCAUCACAGUGAACGGCUCUGAGUUCCUGGAGAUGUUUGUGGGAGUGGGCCCCGCCAGGGUUCGGGAUCUGUUUGUCAUGGCCCGGAAGAACGCGCCCUGCAUCCUCUUCAUCGAUGAGAUCGAUGCCGUGGGCCGGAAGCGCGGCCGCGGCAACUUUGGAGGCCAGAGCGAGCAGGAGAACACGCUGAACCAGCUACUGGUGGAGAUGGACGGCUUCAACACUGCCACCAACGUGGUGGUUCUGGCCGGAACCAACCGACCCGAUAUCCUGGACCCGGCCCUGCUGCGGCCCGGGCGCUUCGACAGGCAGAUCUACAUCGGUCCUCCUGACAUCAAAGGACGGGCGUCCAUAUUUAAGGUCCACCUGCGUCCUCUGAAGCUCAGCAAAGACCUGGACAAAGAUUCUCUGGCCAAGAAGAUGGCCGCCCUUACACCUGGAUUUUCAGGCGCCGACAUCGCCAACGUGUGCAACGAGGCGGCAUUGAUUGCCGCACGCCACCUGUCCGAUACCAUCAAUCAGAAGCACUUUGAGCAGGCCAUCGAGAGAGUGAUCGGAGGUCUGGAGAAGAAGACUCAGGUUCUGCAGCCAGAGGAGAAGAAGACGGUGGCGUACCAUGAGGCGGGACACGCCGUGGCCGGCUGGUUCCUGGAGCACGCUGACCCGCUGUUGAAGGUGUCCAUCAUCCCCAGGGGACGGGGCCUGGGCUAUGCCCAGUACCUCCCCAGGGAGCAGUACCUGUACACUAAGGAGCAGCUGCUGGACCGCAUGUGCAUGACGCUGGGGGGCCGCGUUGCAGAGGAGAUUUUCUUCGACCGGGUCACUACUGGCGCCCAGGAUGACCUCAGGAAGGUAACACAGAGCGCCUAUGCUCAGAUCGUCCAGUUUGGGAUGAACCCAAAGGUGGGCCAGGUGUCCUUCGACCUGCCGCGGCAAGGUGAGAUGGUUCUGGAGAAGCCGUACAGCGAGGCCACGGCCCGCCUCAUCGACUCCGAGGUCCGGACCCUGAUCGGCGAGGCGUACCGCCGAACCCAGCUGCUGCUGACCGACAAGAAGGCCGAGGUGGACAAGGUGGCGCAGCGGCUGCUGCAGCAGGAGGUUCUCUCCAAAGAGGACAUGGAGGAGCUUCUGGGUCGGCGGCCGUUUGCGGAGCGCUCCACUUACGAGGAGCUGGUGGAAGGGACGGGCGGUGAGGACGAGGACACGGCGCUGCCCGACGGCCUGAAGGACUGGAACCAGGACCGGAACCAGGACCGGAACCAGGAGAGCCCGGAGGAACAGGUGGCCCGCCAGAUCUCUGGAGGCAUGCCCUUCUAGAACCUCCAUAAACUGUUCUGUUGGGUUCUGAUCCGUUCCACAGGUUCUGAACAUUCCCACCUGAGCUGUUCUUCAUCAGAACUCUACUGAUGCUCCACAGAACCCACUCAACUUCACAUGAACCAGAACCAGGUUCAUUCUGCUCAUCCAGAACAUAUCAGAACCAAACAGAACCUCUCCAUGUCUAUCUGUGUAGAACCCAGACUCGGUUCUUUCCUCAGAACUUCAGCAGAUAUUCUCCAGCUGUGAGGAAAAUGUUACACCAAAACAUCUGGCACGGUUCUGAUGGGGAAGUCUUUGGUCCAGAGUUCUACUGGGCCCAGCAUCUGGUCCCAAAGCGGGGUUUCCAACUCGAGCCCUCCAGAACCGAGGUUCUGCAGUCUGUAGACACUUCUCUGCUCCAACAUACUAUAACCAGACAGCCGCGUUCAGAGGCCCGGUUCAGGUUUGGAACUGGAAACUUCUAGAAGCUACUGACCAAGGUUCUGUGAAGUUCUGUAAGGUUCUGCAAGGGACGUUCUCCUGCUGGUGUUCCACAGCCUGCUGCAGAACCUUUGACUGGAAACUGGAAGUAAACCUGCUGUUGAUUCUGUUCUGAUCCAGCCAGAUCCGGGUCACAGCUGUAGUAACACCAGACGUCUGGACGGUUUGGUUCUGAUAAAGCCCUGGAGUGGUUCCAGCUCGUAACUAAAGGUCUGGGUUCUAAAAGGAUGAGUUCUUGGCCUGCUUUGAGUGUAAACAUGUAAAUUGAUGUGUGAUAAUAAAAGUGUAUAUGUUG